Molecule: messenger RNA, 465 nt
Organism: Metschnikowia bicuspidata var. bicuspidata NRRL YB-4993
Lineage: Eukaryota; Fungi; Ascomycota; Pichiomycetes; Serinales; Metschnikowiaceae
Exons: 1
Coding region: 1-465 (154 amino acids)
Source: RefSeq, a predicted model, not a curated record
AUGUUCACCACCUUCAUUAGGCCUGGCCUUCUCAAAAACUCCUUGAAAGUCGUUCCUGUUAUUCUCGGCGCAGGUCUUGUGCUGAGGCCCGCCACAUACAUUCGCAACGAUGCUGUGGCCUUGUCGUCGCCGCAAAGUCAAUAUUCGCCACAGGGUCUAGACGCCAAAAUCCGGACUUCUCGUCUCGGCGGCAAGCUUGACUAUUCGGACUUAAGUAUCGGGUCCAUCACCGGGCUUUUUUUGGGGAUCGUCAUUGGCAAGCUCUCGACGGCCAUUGUAUUCUUAUCUCUUUCUAGUUAUUUGCUCUUGCAGUUUUUGGAGAACCGGGGCAUCAUCUCCAUUCCUUGGACUUCCGUGUUGAGCAUAGGCGGCAAGAAGUUGGACUUGAAGACCUUGUUUUUCAACAGACCCAGCUUCAAGCUCUCGUUCAUGGCCACGUUCUUGCUUGCUGCCUACAAUGCAUGA